This is a messenger RNA of Rattus rattus (black rat), 3652 nucleotides long. It is a transcript of the gene Heg1, whose product is annotated as heart development protein with EGF like domains 1. Gene Ontology annotation, biological process: heart development. Gene Ontology annotation, molecular function: calcium ion binding. Lineage: Eukaryota; Metazoa; Chordata; Mammalia; Rodentia; Muridae. The record is from RefSeq and is a predicted model, not a curated record.
AUGGCCACGCCGCGCGCCCCGCGGUGGCCGCCGCCACCGCUGCUGCUGCUGCUGCUGCUACCGCUGCUGCUGCUGCGGCCCGCCGCCUCUGGGGCGCAGGGCCCCCUUCCCUCCCCGGCCCACCGUACACUCCUCCCGGCCGCGGGGCCGCUUUCGCCGCCUGGCGCUGGACACACGGUCCCCGGGCCCGGCGUCGCGACCCGGCGGGGACGUUCCGGACGUGUCCCCAGAGGCGUGAGCGCGGCCACUGCAAGGAACCAUUGGCCGGAAAGAAACAACACUGAACCCCACAUGGGAUACAUCCCCGUUUAUCAGAGUCAGGAGGACCAUCUGGGUUCCAGAAAGGGAGUGACAGCUCAGACUGCCAGAAUGAGUCACAGUUCCUCAGAAGCCCCAGAAAACCCCUCUCUCCUCGCUGAAACAAGUGCUGAGUGGAGGACCAUGUCUUCCGGCAGAGCAGACAUCGCGGCUCUGCACCUCGGAUCCUCGCCCAAGAUCGCCACGGCGCGGACCGCCCCCAGCAGCUUGUCCUCCUUGGAAAACCUUCCCCAGCCACACAGCAGUUCCAGGUCCCAAAGAAGAAUCCCCUCUUCUCAAACAGAGAGUGAAACAUCCCCAGGCUUCCUGGAGAGGACCGGGCAAGAAGGGACUGUGCACACACAAGUGGCUGGCACCUGGGUUUCCAGCCGCGCCUCCGUUCCUGCUCUGGAAACUGGGGAGCCAAGUGUAGUCUCCCAGAAGAGAGAUUCAUCUGGCCAGGAAUACUCCGGGCCACCAUUCUCCUGGACCCAGAGUCACCCUCCUCCGUCAGACCACCCCUCGUCUCCGGAAGAUGGUGCGUUGCUAAGCGACAGCUCCGCUCUGGCAGACAGCACUUUGGGGGCGCGCGCACCUCACACAUCAGCAAUGUUCACCCGGAGCGGGGAGCGCACGCAGCGGUCCCUUGACCUCUCGCGUGCAGCGACCCGCUCUGCGCGCCCCACUCCACGCGGGAACGUGACGGAGCACGCUGGCCUGCUAUCCGGGCCACCAACCCUCGGAGUCACCGGACUUAGCUACACUCAAGAGCAUGGCUCAGACGCUGGACAAAGGACCUCCAGCGACCACACAGACCAUGCCUAUGUUCCGUCUACUUUCACCAAAGGAGAACGGACGCUGCUGUCCAUUACAGAUAACACUUCCUACUCGGAGGCCGGCGAGAGCUCAACCUCUUCCAUUAGGAUCUCAGGCUCUACACACUUGGACUCUCCUUCUCAGGCUCAGCCUGAGCAAAGUAGCCAGUCCUCCUACCAUGGUGGGCCUGCUCAGUCUUCCACCGAGUCACCGGUUCUGCCUACGUCCAGCCUUCCACCCCACAUACCCACCGUUAAUAUGCCAAACACCUCGGUUCUCGAUACCAGCACCGAACCUGUUGAGGACCCAUCUGAUUCAGGGGUGCCUUCGAUGCCGCCCUCACCGUCACAGCCCCAGCCGUUCUCAUCAGCCUUACCGUCAACCGGGUCUCCCAUACAGCAGCUAAAGUCUACCUCUGAGACAGCCACGUCCUCACCGUCAGCUUCACCGGCCUCCUUAAUGGUGUCGACUCUCGUCCCAUAUCCUGUCUCACAGACAACUUUCCCACAUCCGUCUUCCACCCUAGUCCCUCACCAGGCAAGAGAGCCACGUGUGACUUCAGUCCAAAUGUCAACGACGGUAUCAGCCGUUGGGUUGAUCCCCAGCAACCAAACCGCAGACCCCAGGAACCAGAGCACCCCACAGCAAGAGAAACCCAUCACAGAAGCUAAGUCACCAAGCUUGGUGUCUCCGCCCAUAGACUCUACCAGAGCAGUAACAGUGAGCCUUCCUCCAGGGGCCCCUGGGUCCCCAGCCUUAACAGGGUUCUCCACAGAGCCAGCCCUUCCAGCCACAAGCACCAGCUUAGCCCAGAGGUCUCCAGCUUUGACAUCCACCAUGUCCCAGACUACUACUAACUCUCCUGUGACCAGUCCCAGCACCCCGUCACGUGUAGAAGCUUUGACCCCAGAUCCUGUAGCUGUGCACACUACCCCAAAGGAACAACACCUCCCAACCAACCCUGAAAUUCUAGUGCCACAAAUCUCAACUAAAGGGGCCAUCACCACAGAAGGGAACCAGGGUUAUACGGAUCCUACCACUCACUCAAUCCCUCUGACCACGUCAAUCAGACUAACAGAGGAAAUGACCACGGAGAUUGGCCAUGCGGAAGAGUCCAGCCCGGUCUCACAUUUCCUUAGACCGUCUUCACCUCAGACCACAGAUGUUUCCACAGCUGAAAUGUUGACUUUCAAAUAUACCACCUUUGCUGCUCAGAGCACCCCGCAGUCACCAACAGCACUGUCACCUCUAACCCCAGUCCACAGCUGUCCCGUGAACCCUUGUCUUCACGACGGCAAAUGCAUUGUGGACCUCGCCGGUCGUGGGUAUCGAUGUGUGUGCCCGCCUGCCUGGCAAGGGGAGAACUGCAGCGUGGAUGUGAACGAAUGCCACUCCAGCCCCUGCCCUCCCCUGGCCGUGUGCAACAAUACUCAGGGAUCUUUCACCUGCAGAUGCCCAGUCGGGUACCAGUUGGAGAAAGGGAUAUGCAGUCUGGUUAGAACCUUUGUGACCGAGUUUAAGUUAAAGAAGACUUUUCUCAAUACUACUGCAGAAAACCAUUCCAGCACUCACGAGCUUGAAAAGGAGCUCGCUCAAACAUUGAACGUAUGUUUUUCAACAUUGCCUGGUUAUAUCCGAACUACAGUCCGGGCAUCUAGAGAGCCCAGUACAGUGGUCAUCUCACUACAAACCACCUUUGUCCUGGCCUCCAAUGUGACGCUGUUUGACCUGGCUGACAGGAUCCAGAAAUACGUCAACUCCUGCAGGUCCUCUGCUGAAGUCUGCCAGCUCUUGGGGUCUCAGAGGCGGGUCUUUCGAGCGGGCAGCUUGUGCAAGCGGAAGAGUCCAGAAUGUGACAAAGAGACCUCCAUCUGCACCGACCUGGAUGGCGUCGCACUGUGUCAGUGCAAAUCUGGAUACUUUCAGUUCAACAAGAUGGAUCACUCUUGCCGAGCCUGUGAAGAUGGAUAUAGGCUUGAAAAUGAAACCUGUAUGAGUUGCCCAUUCGGCCUUGGUGGUCUCAACUGUGGAAACCCCUAUCAGCUCAUCACCGUGGUGAUCGCAGCGGCAGGAGGUGGCCUCCUGCUCAUCCUGGGCCUUGCACUCAUUGUUACCUGUUGCAGAAAGAGUAAAAAUGACAUAAGUAAACUCAUCUUCAAAAGUGGGGACUUCCAAAUGUCCCCCGCCGAGUACCCCAAGAAUCCUCGCUCACAAGAGUGGGGCCGGGAAGCCAUUGAGAUGCACGAGAACGGAAGCACCAAAAACCUCCUGCAGAUGACAGACGUGUACUACUCGCCCACAAACGUAAGGAACCCUGAACUUGAACGCAACGGACUGUACCCAGCCUACACUGGAUUGCCCGGAUCAAGGCACUCUUGCAUUUUCCCAGGACAGUAUAACCCAUCUUUCAUCAGCGACGAGAGCAGGAGGAGAGACUACUUCUGAUUCCAGGAGACAGGGGGGGUCCCCCGUUUCUCUGAGCCACUUCCCGGGAUGUCUGGCUUGGAGGACUAUACCGGAAGGGAGCACCAUGCACUAG